GAUGAGUGCUAGUGCCUGAUAAUGCUCAGCUGACACUUACCUUCAGUACUAGCAGGAACGUAGUGCGUGAAAGACGUGAUACUAGGAAUUCUUCAACCAAGUAGUAAUCAUAUUCUAAAAUGGUAACAACGUCGAACUGCUGUUUCUGCUUCUCAGUACGGACAGGGACUCUGAUCAUAGGAUGGUUUCAUACGGUGUUUGGAAUUUUAAACGUAGCUGCCAACAUUACAACGAGGUCUACAGGACAACAAAGUGAACUAGAUUCAACCGCCGAUGGUUCCUGGUCCAGCAUUAUCUAUGCGUGCUUGCAAGUAUUGGUGGCCGUAGGACUACUUUAUGGCGUGUAUACGCACCACAGAAAAACCGUAUACUUUUACGUCUUUCUACAAGCGGCACUGAUUGUCAUUAAUAUUAUCAUGGUGAUUGUUCUGCUCAUCUACGCAGCCUUCAGUAACGUUGCUAUGGUGAUCACCUCUAGUAUUAUCGUGUGGCUUAUACAAACAUAUCUCGUUGUCGUAGUCUACAGCUUCUACAAGGAAAUGGAAGAUCAUAUGUGAAACUCAACUGUGACCUUAUCGUUGUUGUAUACUAUGAACAAUUUUCCGGAGAUUUUUGGUUACAUAUUAAUCAUCAAUCCUAUACAAUUACUGCUUACAAUAUAAAAUCCACAACUUGUUGAAACCUAAUGAAUAAAACGUUAUACUUUCCACACUGAAUCAGAGUGUCAAUAAAGUUUUAGUUCGAUGAUAAUUUUCCACCUCUGUAAAAGGUCUCUUCUUCCAGGAAUUAAUGUUUUUGUAUAUUUAUAAAUGUAUGUUAAAUGAAAACCACAGAUAUCUCAAUAGUCAUUUUAUUGGUUAAAACUGUUAUCGGUAACUAAAAUAACUCAGUACACACAUAAAAAUAUAAACAUACAUAAAAUAUACAUUGAGAUUAUAAAAAUAGACCCUCAGUGUCUAAUACACGCCUUUAAGAAACAAUUCUAGUAUAUAUGUUUAUAUUCUUUUGUGUUCGGAUGAAUUAUUUUCCGAAAAUAACAAUAAUAACAUUUAUAACUGUAGUAAUAAUCAACUUAUAGUUAUAU
Molecule: messenger RNA, 1084 nt
Organism: Macrosteles quadrilineatus (aster leafhopper)
Lineage: Eukaryota; Metazoa; Arthropoda; Insecta; Hemiptera; Cicadellidae
Exons: 6
Coding region: 120-557 (145 amino acids)
Source: RefSeq, a predicted model, not a curated record